Molecule: messenger RNA, 1523 nt
Organism: Leptinotarsa decemlineata (Colorado potato beetle)
Lineage: Eukaryota; Metazoa; Arthropoda; Insecta; Coleoptera; Chrysomelidae
Product: mitochondrial 2-oxoglutarate/malate carrier protein
Source: RefSeq, a predicted model, not a curated record
AACGGAAUGGACACAGGACAAACAAUGACGUGUAAAGAGAAAUGACAUUUUUUUUAAUGACAUUUUUCCAGUUUAAAAGUCACUUAAAAAAUUUCCGUGAUGACCUUUCUCACCUCUAAGUGCACCGGCAACAAAUUCUUUUAAUUCAGUUUUAUAUUAGUACUAGAACGUACAAAUUCCAGUAAGAUGUCUGAAAAAAAUAUUCCAAAUGCGCUCAAAUUCCUUUUUGGUGGAUCAGCAGGGAUGGGGGCCACCUUAUUUGUCCAACCCCUGGAUUUAGUCAAGAACAGAAUGCAGCUCAGUGGAGUUGGUGGAAAGCCUAAAGAAUAUAAAACAUCUUUACAUGCUUUUCGAGGCAUCAUCGAAAAAGAAGGCUUUUUCGCUUUGUACAACGGUAUAUCAGCGGGACUCUUGAGGCAAGCAACAUACACAACCACGAGACUAGGUAUAUACACAUGGCUUUUCGACAUGAUGAAAACCGACGGGAAGCCUCCCAGUUUUGGAGUGAAGGCCGCCCUUGGUAUGGUCUCCGGAAUAUGUGGGGCUUUUGUUGGAACUCCAGCAGAGGUGGCUCUGAUACGAAUGACCGCGGACGGUCGUUUGCCCCCGAAUGAAAGGCGAAAUUAUAAAAGUGUUAUCGAUGCUCUGAUGAGAAUUUAUAGAGAAGAGGGCCUUCUCACUUUAUGGAGGGGGGCUAUACCUACGAUGGGUCGUGCUAUGGUUGUUAACGCUGCUCAGCUGGCCAGCUAUUCCCAAGCGAAGCAGUUGAUUGUGGAAAAGUUCAAAAUCGAAGAAGGUGUGUUGCUACACUUCAUAGCGUCUAUGAUAUCUGGUCUCAUUACCACUGCCGCUUCGAUGCCUGUUGACAUUGCCAAAACUAGGAUACAGAAUAUGAAAACCAUAAACGGUAAGCCCGAGUACAGUGGUCCAAUGGAUGUAUUGGUAAAAGUAGUCAAGAAUGAAGGACCAUUUGCCUUAUGGAAAGGAUUCUUUCCGUACUAUUUCCGUCUUGGGCCUCACACUGUCCUCACCUUCAUUUUCCUAGAACAAAUGAAUUCCUUCUACUACAAAAACGUGCUGGGCCAGAGCGGAAGAGGAGCACUUUGAAUAGUAGGACAAUCCAGUAAAUAGUCACAAACCUAGAUCAAAAACGACUUCAUGGUGGUUAUUUCUCAGGUUCACUCUGAAAGAACGCAUUUAUACAAAACAUUCAAGUCUUUUUGUCCUGUGUAAUUGUCCGAUUUUACCCUGGGAAAUUGAUCAUUGUGAAAUAUAUUUUAUUAACUAUAUACAUGAAAUAUCGAUGAAGGAAUAAUGAUGUCGGUGUCUUCUUGUUUUUUGGUUGUACCUUUUUUUUAUGGAAAACAUUCAAUUUUUUCAAUAAUUGUAUGAUGUACAAAAAUGUGUUAUUGUUGUUAUGUCUUAAUUUUUAUUGUCAGAAAAUCACGAUAAAAUCAAUUUUAUUUACAAGAGUUAUAACUGUGAUAUUGGCAGGUUUAAUAAAAGUAUGGCCAGAAAAAGUA